This is a messenger RNA of Ruditapes philippinarum (Manila clam), 2650 nucleotides long. Its product is annotated as hemocyte protein-glutamine gamma-glutamyltransferase-like. The transcript has 16 exons. The coding region runs from base 73 to 2550 and encodes 825 amino acids. Gene Ontology annotation, molecular function: protein-glutamine gamma-glutamyltransferase activity. NCBI's taxonomy places the organism in Eukaryota, Metazoa, Mollusca, Bivalvia, Venerida, Veneridae. The record is from RefSeq and is a predicted model, not a curated record. Gene Ontology annotation, biological process: peptide cross-linking.
ACCUCUGUAACGCUUGGUAGAUUACACGGCGGGAAUACACAAAACAGGGAAUCUGACGCUUUGAAAAUAAACAUGGGAAGACGAAGCCGGUCAUCAGCGGAGGGAGUGACAAACAACCCCCCUAAAAGAACAAGACGGAGAUAUAACCUAAGGCGAACAGCGAGUAGAAUGAAGAGAGACAGGCUACUUGGUGGUGACCAAGAUGGAAGGAGGACUGUUGUGUCAGAUGAGGACUUCAGGGAGAAAAAUGUUGCACUUGAAGAGGUGAAAUUAGGAUCAGCUUUGAGCAUUGAGUCGGUGGACACCUUGAAAGAAAAAAAUCAGAAGGACCAUCAUACUGAUGAAUUCGAGGAAGAUUUCACAGUUGUCCGUCGCGGUCAAGCCUUUUCGCUUAAGAUAAAAUUUGAUAGAAAUGUGGACAAAGAUCAGGAUAUCAUUGCCAUUAAAUUUUCAUAUGGUGCAAGACCAUUGGAAAGCAAGGGUACUCUGGUCCGCUUACGUGUUGACCUGGUUGAUGGUGUGGAAACUUUGGAGGGAUGGCUUAUCAAGGUGGAGGACUUAAAAGACGACACACUGACUGUAAAUAUUACCGCCUCAGCUGAUACAAUGAUAGGAAAGUACGAGCUUCUCUACGAGACAAAGUUAAAGAACAGUGAUAAAGAUUUUACGAAGCAAGAUCUAGACACAUACAUAUGUGUACUGUUUAAUCCUUGGUGCAAAGAGGAUAUUGUAUACAUGGACAAUGAAGCUGAGAGAUUCGAGUAUGUACUAAACGAUACAGGCAGGAUAUGGAUUGGUUCAGCCAGAUCUCAUUUUGGUAGACCGUGGAACUUUGGUCAGUUUGAGAGUCCAGUGUUAGAGGUUGCUCUAGGCUUACUGGACAAGGGAGAGUUGGCAGACUCGGGGCGUGGCAGUGCUGUCUCUAUUAUCAGAUGUCUGUCAGCCUUGACAAACAGCAUGGAUGAUGAAGGGCUAUUGGAAGGAAAGUGGGCGUCAGAAUAUCCCAAGGGAAGUGUUAAGCCUUGGGAAUGGACAGGGAGUGUGGCUAUCAUUGAAAAAUACCAUGAAACUGGAAAACCUGUACAAUAUGGACAGUGCUGGGUGUUUUCUGGUGUUUUUACCACUUUGCUGCGAUGUUUAGGCAUUCCAACAAGAUCGGUGACAACUUUUGACUCAGCUCACGACACAGAUUGCAGUAUGACAAUUGACAAACAUUACAAUCCAGAUGGUGAGCCUUUAGAUGACCUAGAUGAUUCAACAUGGAACUUCCACGUUUGGAAUGAGUCGUAUUUCCGUCGCCUAGAUUUACCCGACGGUUAUGACGGUUGGCAAGCUCACGAUGCCACGCCUCAGGAGGCUAGUGAGGGUGUGAUGAGAUGUGGCCCCGCCCCAAUGAAGGCCAUUAAGGAAGGGCAUGUUUACCUUAACUUCGAUACUGCUUUCAUCUUUUCAGAAGUGAAUGGAGAUAAAUGUGAAUGGGAGGUACAUUCUGAUGGCAGUAUGACUAUAUGUAGUAUUGACAAAUAUUCCGUAGGACAUAACAUCAGUACAAAGGCUGUUGGUUCUGGCGAUAGGCAUGAUCUCACCCUUGAUUACAAAUAUGCUGAUGGCUCACCGGAAGAAAGAAAAGUUUUAGAGUUUGUGAACAAGUUUAGUACAGAGAGAAAGAAGAACGUAUACAAGAAAGAGCAGAAAAGAGAGCUUGAAUUUGAGCUCAUUCUACCAGAGACUGAGAUCGGGCACGAUCUAAAUGUUGGAGUGAAGGUGAAAAACAUCAGUUCGGAAGACAGGAAGGUCAAGGUCCGUCUUACAUGCGCAUCAACCUUCUAUACUGGCGUGACGGGAAAGAAAGUGAAGGGAGAAAUGACAGAGGUUGCUAUCGAGGGCGGAGCAGAGAAGGACGUUAUGCUAUCUAUUUCACAAGAGGAAUAUGUUGAAGCAAUGAACCCUGAGGCCAACUUUAAAUUGACUGCUGUGUGUAGGGUAGUCGAGACCGACCAUAUGUUUGCUACCAGUGAACCUUUCUCCUUGAAGAAACCAAGUCUUGCUAUCGAUGCUCCAGAAAAGAUCUGCUCAUCUGUUGAUACUGUUGCUUCAAUACGCUUCAAAAACACAUCAGGCCUUAAACUUCAUAACUGUGUAUUCAAUGUGGAAGGAUCCUACCUUACUAAGGCCAGGCCAUAUAAUUACAGGAAAGUGGUCCAUCCCGAUGACGAGAUCUCGAUAGACGUUGUAAUGCAUCCAAGGCGACUUGGAGAACGAACACUCCUUGCCACAUUUUCCUCGGAUGAGCUGACAGAAGUGGAAGGGGAGAUAACCGUGUAUGUUGUCUCAAAGUCGGAAUGGGAGGAAAAAGAAAAAAAUGGAGCUGGAGAUGAAGGUGAAAUAAAUAUGGACACUACAGAUGCAGGUGGGGCAAAUUCAGGCGCAGGAGAUGAGGGCGGAGCAAAUACAGGUGCUGGAGAAGGUGGAGCCAAUUCAAGUGCAGGCGAUGAAGGCGGAGCAAAUUCAGGUGCUGGAGAACAAGGUGAAACAACCUCAAGUAAUUAGGAUUCAUUUAAAAGGUGGAGUCUGUGGAAACAAAGGAUGUGGCUUAAGAAAAGGAUUGAUGUGCAUAGAUUAGAAGAUGACUGGAUUGCAGAUAUUGCAC